AUGUUCAAAAUCAAAAAAGUUACCAACAUAUGGGGUAUAGUGGCAAUGGUUGCAUUUGCUUUAAUUGCUAUAACUUCAUUACCAAAAGUUAGAAGAUUAAACUUCAAUGUUUUCUAUUUGAUGCAUUAUAUCAUGACUUGGACUUGUGUUAUUUCUGUCCAUUUCCAUGCUGUACCUGGUAUCGGCCUUUAUACAAUAUUGAAUGUGAUUAUACUAUUGGUACAAAUUAUUUAUAGAGUUAAAAACACUCGAAAGACUAAAGUCACAGUUGUUCCGAUAUCACCAACCUUAUCAUUAGUGGAAUUUCCACUUUCGUCAAUUUCUCAAAAGAAUGUUAUACCAGGAGGUCAUGUUCGUAUAAAUAACAAACAAGGGGUAUUAAAGGAUUGGUUUUACACAUUGGUUCCAUUAGCUCAUCCAUAUACGAUUGCUUCGCUACCAAAUGAUCCAACAGUUAAAUUAAUCAUCCGUAAAGGUAAAUUUCCAUUGAAAACCAAUAAAGAUUAUUAUAUCACUGGUGCAUUUGACGCAAAAUUAGAUUUCAUGAGAGAGCAAUCACUUUUAGAUAAAUUCUUAGCACCGAAAAGAUCACCAUUAUUAAGAGCUCCUUUGAAAUAUACAAUUGAUGCACAGAGAGUUAUGAUUGUUGUUGGUGGGAGUGGUAUAUCAUUUGGUAUUCCCUUACUGAGAAUUUUGAAUUACAAUGGUAUUAGUGCAAGAUUGAUGUGGGUUUGUAAAGAUAUUAAAGAUUUGAAUCUGAUCAACCAUUUUAAAGGUGUACAAGGGAUUGAAUGCUAUAUCACUGGUGAUGUGAACGAAAAUGAUAUAAAUAUUGAUUACCUGGAUGAUGCUAAGGAUAUUAAUCCAGUUCAACCCGUUGACUAUGGCUCAUUCCAAGAUCAAAAUCAAGAAGAAGAUGAGAUUGAUUUCACUACGAUUGGUAAAGCAUAUAAAGAGGCACACGAGGGAAGGAAAAGCGUGUCAACUAAAUCAUCAUCAGAUACGUUUAAAGAACAUGAGAAUGUUAACAUUGAUAUUUCAAACUCUUGUGGUUAUGGUUAUAAUUCGUCAACAACAAUGACAGAAUCCCCCUCGAUAGAUUAUAAUAAUCCAAUAAAUAUCAACAAUCAAGAGACACUACAUCUUUUACCUCACCAUAAAUCAAUUCCUGAAUCUUUGAAUCCUGAAUCUUUCAAAAACAUUAAAAUUCCACAGAGUGUUAAAAUUUUUUAUGGUCGUCCAAAUUUAGGAUCAGAGCAUUAUGAUUGGUGUUUACAAUCUCAAUGUGUUGGACCAACUCUUAGAUCAGGGCACAAUGUUUGUUGUAGAGACAUUGGAGAACAUGAUGUUGAUAAAUCUAAGAUUUGGGUUGUUGCAGCAGGUCCCACAGGGUUAGUUGAUCAUGCUAAACAAUGGGCUAUUGAUGGUGGUCUAAGAUAUCAUAUUGAAAGUUUUUCUGUUUGA
Hansenula ciferrii is the source of this 1464-nucleotide messenger RNA. RefSeq names its product putative ferric-chelate reductase (gene FRE8). Lineage: Eukaryota; Fungi; Ascomycota; Saccharomycetes; Phaffomycetales; Wickerhamomycetaceae. Gene Ontology annotation, molecular function: oxidoreductase activity. Bases 1 to 1464 code for a protein of 487 amino acids. The transcript has a single exon. The record is from RefSeq and is a predicted model, not a curated record. Gene Ontology annotation, cellular component: plasma membrane.